Messenger RNA from Diospyros lotus (date-plum), 2586 nucleotides. RefSeq lists its product as uncharacterized. The record is from RefSeq and is a predicted model, not a curated record. The coding region runs from base 137 to 2197 and encodes 686 amino acids. Lineage: Eukaryota; Viridiplantae; Streptophyta; Magnoliopsida; Ericales; Ebenaceae. The transcript is spliced from 7 exons. Gene Ontology annotation, cellular component: membrane.
CCGCCUCCGAAGAAGCAUUUGAACUUCGAGCAGCGUCCAAAGGCGGCUAAUAGCCGAGUUCGACGAGAGCCUCCGUGUGCCGCGGAAGGGACCUUCUCUUCAGCGCCUGAUUCGACGGAACCCUAAUUCUGCCAUCAUGGACGGCGGAGGAGGAGAACAUGGCUCAUCGGCUCCGCCGAAGCCCUCGAAAUUCGCGGUGUACCAGAAUCCCGCUCUCUCCGCCGCCUUGACCGCUGGCAGUUUCCGCCCCUCCAAAUCCACUUUUAUCUGCAUCCUUUCUCUCUCCACCGCUUCCGCCUUUGCGCUCCUUGGCAUCAUUAUCAGGGAAAAUGGCAUUAUUGAAAGCUUCAAACGUAGGUUUAUUUCCAGUUAUGUUGCUUAUUUAUUUGAGAAAGCAAUACAGAUCUUGUUGUGGUCAGUUUUUCUUGGAACCAUACUUGCUCUUGUGAAAGCCAUUUCGUUAUGGAGAGCAAGAAAUGCUGCAGGUAUGGUAGUUAUGUCUCAUUCCAAAGGAACGAAGGAGCAAACCCAUCUUACAAACCGACAACUAGGGCUCUUAGGAGUAAGGCCAAAGGUUGAGAAGGCUGCAACACAACCUUUAAAGAAACUUCCUAAGACCAAAUUCAACUCAACAUCUCCGUCAGAUGUCCUUGUUCCACUUCAUCAGCCAGUCACCAGUUCCAACAGAUCAUCCCAACUCAGUGGUGGUAAAACAAACACCGGUAGUGGAAGCAAGACCCAUUCUUUGAGCACCCCAUCCAAACCUUCUGGUUCUCCAUCUCUGUUAUAUCUUGUACCUACAGCUGCUUCACAAUUGCCUUCUACUCAGACUUCACUGGGGUUUGAUCAUUUGGUUUCAACCCCGUGGUCAUCUAAACGAACUUCAGUUAAUAAAGAGAUAGCUACAGAGGAAGAGCUCGAACAAUUUUUGGCCGAUGUUGGUGAAAAAAUUUCUGAAUCAGCUGGAAAAUUGGCAACUCCACUCCCCACCAUUAAUAGCUUUGGUAUGACCAGCCCUAAUACAAUUGGCAGUUCAUCUAACACCUCUGGAACUGCAAGAAGUACACCACUGAGGCCGGUCAGAAUGUCUCCUGGUUCCCAGAAAUUCAGCACUCCUCCCAAGAAAGGGGAAGGAGACCUUCCUCCGCCCAUGUCUAUGGAAGAGUCAAUUGAAGCUUUUCAGCAUUUAGGCAUCUAUCCUCAGAUCGAGUGGUGGCGAGAUUGCCUCAGGCAGUGGUUUUCUUCAGUUCUGCUAAAUCCUCUACUAAAUAAAAUUGAAACCAGUCACACGCAGGUAAUGCAAGCAGCUGCUAAACUUGGUAUCUCAAUUACAAUCAGUAAAGUAGGAAGUGACUUAUCAACUACAGGAACUACUGUUACUCUUUCUCCAAUUGAGAGACCUAAUGAUUGGCAACCAUCAUUUACGCCUGAUGAAGACAAUCUUCUUCAUCAAAUACGUGCUACCCUUGUGCAAGCUCUAGAUGCUUCUAUGUCAAAGUUGGCUCUAGGCAACCUGCAAAUGUCUUCACAACAGAGCUCUGUGAUCCCUAUUAUACAGGAAUGCAUUGAUGCUAUUACUGAACACCAGAGGCUCCAUUCCUUGAUGAAAGGAGAAUGGGCUAAGGGUCUGCUGCCUCAAAGCAGUGUCCGGGCAGAUUAUACCGUACAAAGGAUUCAGGAGCUUGCUGAAGGAACCUGCUUGAAGAACUAUGAGUACCUAGGAAAUGGGGAGGUUUUCGACAAAAAGAACAAGAAGUGGACACUUGAGCUCCCAACAGAUUCUCACUUGCUGUUAUAUCUCUUUUGUGCUUUCCUAGAACACCCAAAGUGGAUGCUGCAUGUAGAUCCUACAUCUUACACUGGAGCGCAGUCUAGCAAGAAUCCUUUGUUUUUGGGUGUUCUGCCUCCAAAAGAAAGGUUCCCUGAAAAGUAUGUAGCUGUCAUAUCUGGUGUCCCAUCUGUGCUUCAUCCAGGAGCUAGUGUAUUGGCUGUUGGGAGGCAAACUCCUCCAAUCUUUGCCUUAUACUGGGAUAAGAAGGCACAUUUCUCUCUACAGGGAAGAACAGCACUAUGGGAUUCUAUCUUGCUUCUGUGCCACAGGAUUAAGGUCUCAUAUGGAGGUGUUGUGCGGGGCUUGCACCUUGGUUCUUCAGCCUUGGGCAUUCUUUCAGUUCUUGAUCCAGAGCCUGAAGACUGAGAAACUUAUGAGGCAUACUUUGACGAUCCAAAAUUAAGCAAUGAGCGAUUAUUCAGCCAAUGAUGCAUGAAUAUAUUGCCAUAUCAAGCAGCCAUAUUCCUUGUGUUGACGGCUCAAUUUAUUCAUGACAGCCAGUUUAACUAAUUUCAUCCAGCAUGAAGCUUGCUAAAAUGUUUUCACCUUCGGAGAUGCCAUUCUGAACUUUGAUGAGGUGAAAGUUACCAUCGGAAAAUUAGGGUUUUUUUUUUUUUGUUGGGGGGGGGAGUGAAGAACCGAUAGCCCCUGAAUUUGGAUGCUACUUCCAUUAUGAUUGUAGUGUACUGGAUGGUUCUUCAGCGGAAUCUUUGCGGCAACAAUUUUGUUAAACUGUCCGAUCUUGCUGCCGGAAA